AUGAACACAACUAUUUAUUCCCUGAGUUUACAGGAUAUGGAAAAGGAAGAAAUGAGAUGUAAGAAAUACGCGAUGCUGUUAGUCGAUGUUCAACAAUGUCAAGACAUGGAAGAGACUCACGCAGCUAAUAAAUCAAGUAGAUCGAUGCAGCUAAGCUACAUACGUGUUGGAAAUAAGCAACAGUCAGGCGUCAUUCCUUCCCACCCUCCUUCCUUCUCUCCCUAUGUAGAUUCUUCUUCCUCCCUCCAGAUCUUUGCCUCAUUCCUCAUUGACAUUGAAUCAAGAGUGAAAGAGAAGAAGACUCCUGGUCAGAGAAGCGACAACAGCAACAGAGCGAAAGCGGAGAUGGCGAACAAAUGGGAAAUCGACGAGACAGACAACGGGAAAGCUGAAGAUAUGAUACUGAGCAGACAAAUGAAGGAAUUUUCUGUCCGUCUGAAGGACUUCUUUCAUUCGUCCGAGUAUUCCGAUCUCGUUAUCGAGACCAGCGAUAACCAGGUGUUCAAAGUGCACAAGCUCGUGAUAUGCGGUCAGUCGGAGGUUUUUGCGGGGAUGUUCAAUCGUGAGUGGAAGGAAUCAACCACCAACACGAUCAAACUACACGACGAUGAUCCCCGUGUGGUCGAAGCGAUGAUCCACUUCCUAUACGGCAUCGACUACGACGACAGCGGCAGCAGCAGCAACAGCAGCAGCAGCGAGGACAGCAGCCAAUCGUCCCCACUGUUCAACGUGAAGGUGUACGGAAUCGCGGACAAAUACGGCAUCGAGACAUUACAGCUGCGCGCGCAGGAGAAGUUCGCUGCCGCCAUCCGGACGGGCUGGAAGCAGGACGAGUUCGCGCACGCCAUCGUCGAAGCAUACACCAAAACGAGCGCCGCGACCGAUAAAAAGAGCAUACUGCGCAAAGUGAUCGUCGAGGUCGCCAAGGAGCACAUCGAGUCCCUGAUGGAGAUGGACGAGUUCGUCAACGCCCUGGAAGACGUCGGCGGGUUUGGAGCCGAUCUCAUCCACGCGCUGGUUGGGGGGACGACGAAUAGUGGUAGGGCCGGCCGGGGGAGACGGGGAGGGGGCCCACCUAGAAAGUAUGUACUUAGUAGCCUUGGCAUAGACCAGGUGGGUAUUCGCGCAAAGGCGCAAAGCGAGACCUGA
Messenger RNA from Rasamsonia emersonii CBS 393.64, 1149 nucleotides. Its product is annotated as BTB/POZ domain-containing protein. The record is from RefSeq and is a predicted model, not a curated record. Gene Ontology annotation, molecular function: protein binding. The transcript has 11 exons. NCBI's taxonomy places the organism in Eukaryota, Fungi, Ascomycota, Eurotiomycetes, Eurotiales, Trichocomaceae. Bases 1 to 1149 code for a protein of 382 amino acids.